AUGCCAUACGGUAGAUCAUCAAUUUGUGCUAUAUGUAAAAAUCAACCAAGUAUAACAUCAUGUGAAGGUUGUCAACAAAAAUAUUGUUCAGCAUGUUUAUCUCAACAUCGUAAUGAAUUAUCGGUUGAACUUGAUGAACUUUUUAAUCGUCGAAAUGAACUUUUUGAAAUUAUUACUAAUUCUUCUUCAUCAAAUAAUACAACGAAUAGAAGUCCUUGUUUGGAAGAAAUUAAUCGAUGGCAAAAUGAAAUGCAUACAAAUAUCGAUCGUAUUGCAUCAACAGCACGAGAUCAUGUUCGACAAUUCUUAUCAGAAUCAAGUAAAAAUGUUCGUAUUGAACUUGAUCGAGUUUCACAAGAUUUACAACAAAGACAAAAAACUAAUGGAUAUGUUGAAGGUGAUCUUGAUCGAAUAAAACAACAAUUAACUAAACUUAAUGAUAUAGUUCAACGAUUUAAUGAACAAAUUCGAAUUGAUACAUCUAAUACAAAAAAUAUUCAAUGGGAUUCAUUGUUAGUUGUUGUACCUACUAAUGCAAAUCGAACAACUACAAAAGCAACAUAUGUUCCAACAAAUUCCACAUUGUAUAGUUCUUCUAAUCAACAAUCAAAUAGUUCAAUGCCUGUGUCUCAUCAACAAUUCAAUUCAAAUAAAUCAUCAUCUAAAUUUGGACCAUACUCAAACAAUUAUCAUUCAUCUACUAAACAAAAUCGAUCAAGUAGUAUGAAUUCUCAACCUCGUACUUAUAUAUGUAUUGGUUGUAAAACACAAAAUAACUAUAAUGAAAAUGGACGUAAUAAUUGUUCAGUUUGUCGAUUUCCUUAUACAUUUUAA
Molecule: messenger RNA, 834 nt
Organism: Rotaria sordida
Lineage: Eukaryota; Metazoa; Rotifera; Eurotatoria; Philodinida; Philodinidae
Source: the annotation of a GenBank genome assembly